UCAGGAUGAGUCUCAUUGGAAAAGCAGUCAGAAGUGUAGAGAGAGAAGCUACAAGAAGCUUGAGGAGUAUUUCAACGUCUGUAGCACGUAAAUCUGAUGCUCUCUUUGUCCAUAGAGACACAGAAUAUAACAACAGCUCAAUUCCAUUCAAAUUCACCGCUGAGAAUGAACCAAUCAUCAAUCAAAUAUUAGCCAGAUAUCCACCACAGUACAAGAAGGGCGCAAUUAUGCCACUCUUGGAUCUCGCACAAAGGCAGAACAAAGGCUGGACGUCUAUAAGUUGUAUGAAUGAAGUCGCGAAAAUGGUCGAAGUUCCACCAAUGAGAGUCUACGAAGUUGCGACGUUCUACACGAUGUUUAAUAGAGAACCUGUUGGUGACCACCUCGUACAAGUUUGCACUACAACUCCAUGUAUGCUUAAUGGCGCAUACGAGAUUAUGGACACUAUCGAGAAGGAUUUGGGUGUUGAGGCAGGUCACACCACUUCAGAUAAGAAGUUCACUUUGUUAGAAGUUGAAUGCUUAGGUGCAUGCUCUAACGCUCCAAUGGUACAAAUUAACGAUCACUAUUAUGAGGAUCUUACAAAAUCAACAACUUUAGACAUUCUUAAGCAACUCAAGCAAGGUAAACAACCAAAGAUUGGCCCACAAUCUACUAGACACACCUGUGAGAACUCAGCUGGUCUCACAAAUCUCACAGAAAAACCAUACGGUCCUGGUCAGCAUUGCCAACCUGAAUUUCAGUAAUUAAUAAUACAUUUCUUCUAUUUCUAC
Molecule: messenger RNA, 773 nt
Organism: Wallemia mellicola CBS 633.66
Lineage: Eukaryota; Fungi; Basidiomycota; Wallemiomycetes; Wallemiales; Wallemiaceae
Exons: 3
Coding region: 6-746 (246 amino acids)
Molecular function (GO): NADH dehydrogenase activity
Source: RefSeq, a predicted model, not a curated record